Messenger RNA from Fusarium pseudograminearum CS3096, 1074 nucleotides. RefSeq lists its product as uncharacterized. Bases 1 to 1074 code for a protein of 357 amino acids. The transcript is spliced from 4 exons. The record is from RefSeq and is a predicted model, not a curated record. NCBI's taxonomy places the organism in Eukaryota, Fungi, Ascomycota, Sordariomycetes, Hypocreales, Nectriaceae.
AUGGUAGCCCUCAAGUCUUUCCUCCUUUUCUGUGCCCUGAGCGCCGAAGCUUUGGCCGCUGCUGCUCCAGCACCAACAUGCGCAACUGCGCUCGGACCCAAGUCUGUGAAGUCUGUCCCAACAGCUACUACAACUGUUGUUGAGAAAAUCACGAUUGUCAAGAAGUUCAUCCGCAAGGUCAAGGUCAUUGUUAUAGCCGAUGCCGCUACCAAGACUGCUACAAGCGUAAUCACUUCCGAGCAGACCGAGUACAGCACUUCUACCAGCACACACGUAACAAUGACCGAUAGUAUGACCUACACGACCGUCUACAUCACCUCAACAGUACCAGCUCCCGCUGGUUUCACUCCUGUUCUCAAUGAUCCCUCGUAUGUCGCCAGACGCAAGGUCCGCGCCGUUGAAAACAGGGAUACAGCCAUUAAGCCCCUCGUUACAUCCGCUUUGUAUCCCCAAAAGGUUGCCUGUACCGUCAAAAAGCCCUCUUACUCGACCAAGACUACCACUAUCACGGCCCAGGGACCACGAGUCACACUAAAGGCUGCUACAAAGACUGUCAUGUCAACUGUCUAUUCUACAAUCACCACUGUCUCUUAUCCUCAUGAUGUCAGCACCACGACUACCACGACCAGCUAUCCUACAACAACCUCUUGGACCUCAACUACUUCUACCUCUACUGUUACCAACACUGUCACCAUCGAGUCUGAUAUUCCCACCGCAACCGUAUACGCUGCAUGCAGCAGCAAUAAUAUCGUGAGCACCGCCAAUAACGGAGGACGUAUCGUGGCAUGGAAGAAUGUUGCUGCUACCGAUAAUAAACCAGCUUCUCUCGGCAGUGGCUUCACUGCAGAGACUUGUUGUGUCGAGUGUCAGAAACGACCCUUCUGCCGUGUCACUCUUUUCGACAACUCCACCGGCACCUGCUAUGUUUACGUGACUGGUACUUCAGGCACUUGCGCCAAUGGAGCUCAGCCUUUCUUUGGAAGCUACUUAACGAACACUAAUGCCCCAGUAACACCUCAUUAUAUAUUUUCCAAUGGUCCAUGCGGUGCUCUUAUAAAUGGUGGUGGUAGCUGA